Molecule: messenger RNA, 459 nt
Organism: Drosophila bipectinata
Lineage: Eukaryota; Metazoa; Arthropoda; Insecta; Diptera; Drosophilidae
Product: ADP-ribosylation factor-like protein 6-interacting protein 4
Source: RefSeq, a predicted model, not a curated record
GGCAGGGCAUAUCACAAUGCGCUUCUUGAUCGCUAUAUGCUUCCUGUUAGUCGGGUGCUUGUAUUUGGCGGGUGCCUCUUCCUCCGCGGAUCCGAGUACAACCACCACCGACUCCACGGCCACCACCACCACCACAGCCUCGUCAAGCGUCACCACCACAACUUCCUCCUCUUCUAGUGCCACCACCUCCUCUCCAUCGUCCUCCUCGAGCUCAGAUGCGGAGGCCAGGAGGAAAAGGCGCGCUCGCCGGCGGCGUCUGGCUCGUCAGCGACAGCGCCGUGAACGCAGAAGGCAGCGCCGAACAGAGAAACUCCGUGUGCAACUGGAGACUCAGAGGCGCCUGAUCAACCAGUUGCGUGGCUAGGCACUGAACCCAUAUCUUGAGCACAUCAGCUUAAAGGAAAAAAGUUUUUAAGUUAUUAUAAGUUUAAAUACAACAAACCAAAUUCUUUUAACAAA